AUUGUGUUAUGUGCCCACUAGUCAUGUCGGCUUUUCCCCCGUUACCUGCGCUGGUUGUUCCCGCCACAUCCUGUUGAAGGUCGCAUCCUUCGUUUUGUUCACGCGGAGCUAUUCCUAUCCACCUGGCUUCUGUAUAUAUAUGUUAGAAGUUGUCCCAUGGCACGGAAGAUGAACGACGCGGAGAUGGUGCGUUUUAGCGAAAUGUGGACGCGAUUUUUUGUUUAUUCUUAGUAGGCGCUUCCCCACCCUUUCUUUCCCCGGGAGAGAAUUGACACACUGGGCAUGUCGUUGGUUUUUCUUUUGCAAUACGUAUAUAUAAUCUAUGCCGAGUCCACCAACCCGGGGGCAUUUGUGGGAAACAUGAGACUUCACUGAAAUCUCCCUACCCAUCCAGAACAUCCACACCAGACAUCACUAAGAAAACAUGAAAUGCGACUCACCGCAAAUCGCUUUGAAGAGAAAACGGAUAGGUGGACGGAACCAGUUCAGGGGGAAGAGAGCGUGGCAGAACGCUUCGGCUCUCAUGACCCUGCCUGCGGUGGCUCAGCCCAGCAGCCUGCCUCCCGGAACCACACUCUCUUCCUCCACUACAAUCUCACUUGCCAAUAUCUGGCCGGCGGAGAAACAAGCAUGGCCGUCGGGGACGGGUUACGGCAUCAGUGAGGUGAUUACGGUUGGGAUGGCGAUACUUAGUCGUGCGCUGGGGACAGAUGCUGUCUUGAAGAAAUACCGGGAUUUGUGUUUCCCUGAGCUGCCGCUGGACACAACGGUUGCUGGCAGCCUCUUCACCGCGGCGGACUGGCCGGAACUCCGCAUUUCCAGCGACGGCGCCAAAGGAAGCCUCAUGCAAACCGACAUCAUCCGCCACUGCGUCUUCAUCGAGCCCAACUUCUACGGGCCUGCACGGGACGCGCAAAAUGUGGCUCGCCAUCCUCUUCGCCAAGUGGGCGUCUCGGAGUCGGUCAUGUCCGCCGUGCGCGAUGCGGGUCGCGAGUUUGAGACGGCGCUCUUCGGCGGGGAGCUUGGGAUCGCUCACUUCGACAUGCAGUUCCUAUCCGAGCCAUUCUGGGCAUGA
Molecule: messenger RNA, 1075 nt
Organism: Fimicolochytrium jonesii
Lineage: Eukaryota; Fungi; Chytridiomycota; Chytridiomycetes; Spizellomycetales; Powellomycetaceae
Exons: 6
Coding region: 425-1075 (216 amino acids)
Source: RefSeq, a predicted model, not a curated record